Messenger RNA from Sceloporus undulatus (fence lizard), 4086 nucleotides. RefSeq names its product zinc finger protein 420-like. The transcript is spliced from 6 exons. The coding region runs from base 476 to 3703 and encodes 1075 amino acids. NCBI's taxonomy places the organism in Eukaryota, Metazoa, Chordata, Lepidosauria, Squamata, Phrynosomatidae. Gene Ontology annotation, molecular function: DNA-binding transcription factor activity; RNA polymerase II cis-regulatory region sequence-specific DNA binding. Gene Ontology annotation, biological process: regulation of transcription by RNA polymerase II. The record is from RefSeq and is a predicted model, not a curated record.
AUUGCUAUAUCAGAUAUAUUUUGAUGGCAAGUGGUGGGACUGAACGAUCUAGCGAAAGGAUCAAAUGAUCUGGAGAGCAUUGUUCUCAAUUAAGACCAGAGGGAGGAAAGAGCAAGAAGGCACACUUGCUGGUAGACUAUUACUAGAAUCCAGGCAUAAUAUAACCAAAGCCAGGAGAAGCAGAUUAGCAGCCUGAAUGGUCUAUGGGUUCUAUGGAUGUUCAAAAGAUGGAAACUGCAUGCCUUUGCUUUCGCCCCGAUAAAGGGAUGCACAUCCAGUAGGACUCUGAGGUUCUUGGCAGCUGAAACAGAAACCACUAUGCAACCCUAUAAACACAGUGGAGGACAUGAAAGAGGGGCUACUGGAUGGUCAGUCUGAAAUAUAAAGUGUAUGAACAUUUGUUUUCCUUAGAACCAGUGGAGUGGAUGGUGGUCCAUACCAGUUUAUCUCUCUUAGUAGUGAAGUAGAAAAAGCCAUGAUGCAUCCAGCUCAGGUUCUCAUGUCUUUUGAGGAGGUGGCUGUGUAUUUUACCAGAGGAGAAUGGGCAAUGCUGGAUCCUACCCAAAGAGACUUGUACAGAGGUGUCAUUCUGGAGAAUUAUGGGAAUUUGGUAUUCUUGGGCUGCUCAGUGGCAUUGAGUUCACAUUUUGAGUUGUCUCCUCCUUGGGUUGGAACAUCAUCAUCAGCUUCAGUGCAUGCUGUUCAGGAUCCCAUGUCUUUUGAGGAGGUGGCUGUAUUUUUCACAAAGGACGAGUGGGCUCUGCUGGAUCAAGGCCAGAGAGCUCUAUAUGUGGAUGUCAUGGUGGAGAAUUUUGGAAAUGUGGCUUCUCUGAGUAUGGAUACAAAAGGUCUUCCAGUUCCCAGAUCUCACUUCAUCUCAUGGUGGGAAGAAAAAGAAGAAAACCCAUCGUUUCCUGGUGGCUUUAUAGGAGGGACAUCAGCAGCUGACAGAAAGGAGACUAAGAAAGGCAGAAAGCAACAGAAGAUGAAAACUGCAGAAAAGCAAGAGGACAAUUUUAUUUCUUUUGAAAGGCAUAAUUGUCAUGAAAUUCCAAUACUAGAAGAAUGUCCUGAAGAGAAAAAAGAAGCUGUUCAUAUGGCAGAGGAACUGUUGAUAUGCUCUGAGUGUGGAGAAAGCUUCAGCCCAGAGAUGUACCUUAUUCAUCAAAGAUUUCACUUCAGAGAUGAAACCUUUGUAUGCUUGCAAUAUGGAAAGCCAUUUGUUUCAUAUUCAACCCUUAAGGAGAAUCAGAGGUAUCAGCAAAGAGAGAAGCCUUAUAAAUGUAUGGUGUGCGGAGAAAGCUUCUGCUUGAGCUCAAACUUUAAAAGACAUCAAAUGAAUCACACAGAGAAGAAGCCCUAUAAAUGCUCUGAGUGUGGAAAGCAAUUCAUUUGCAAGUCUCACCUUAAUUCUCAUCAAAGAAUCUACACAGGAGAAAAGCCUUAUAAAUGUUUGGUGUGUGGGAAAAGCUUCCGUCAGAGCAAUUACCUUAAAUCACAUGAAAGAAUUCACACAGGGGAAAAGCCAUAUAAGUGUUCAGCAUGUGGAAAGAGUUUCAGUCAAAGCAAAUAUCUUAAAAUACACCACAGAAUUCACACAGGGGAGAAACCAUAUAAAUGCUCAUUCUGUGGAAAGAGUUUCAGUCGCAGGUCAGAUCUACUAUUGCAUCACAGAAUCCAUACUGGUGAAAAGCCAUUUAAAUGCUUAACAUGUGGAAAGAGCUUCAGUCGAAGUACAGUCCUUAGAGUUCAUCAAAAUACUCACACAGUAGCAAAAAUUUAUAUAUGCCUGGUAUGUGGAAAGCAGUUCAGUCAUAGUUUAAGUCUUAUUUUACAUCAAAGAAAACACACAUGGGAGAGGAUCUAUGCAUGUUCAGACUGUGGGAAAACCUUCAAUUGGAGCUCGAACCUUAAAAGACAUCAAAAGAUUCACACUGGAGAGAAACCUUAUAAAUGCUCUGAGUGUGGGAAGCAAUUCAGACGCAAUUCAGACCUUAGUUUGCACCAGAGAAUCCAUACAGGGGAGAAGCCGUAUAAAUGCUCAGAAUGCGAAAAGAGUUUUAGUGACAGCAGAAGGCUGAAACAGCAUCAAAGAACUCACACAGGGGAGAAGCCCUAUAAAUAUUUGCAGUGUGCAAAAACUUUUAGUCACAGUCAGUACCUCAGAUUACAUCAAAGAAUUCACACAGGUGAGAAGCCCUAUAAAUGCUCUGUGUGUGGAAAGAGUUUCAGUCACAGCAUAAGCUUUAAAUGGCAUCAAAUAAUUCAUACUGGCAUCAAGCCAUAUAAAUGCUCAGAGUGUGAAAAGAGCUUCAGUCAUAGUAUAAGCCUCACUUUUCAUCAAAGAAUCCACACAGGGGAGAAGCCCUACAAGUGUUCAGUGUGUGGGAAAGGCUUCUGCUGGAGUUCAAACCUUAAAAGGCAUCAAAUCAAUCAUGCUGAGGAGAAGCCCUAUAAAUGUUCUGAAUGUCCGAAGCAAUACAUUACCAAGUCAGAUCUUACUAUGCAUCAAAGGAUCCAUACAGGAGAGAAGCCCUAUAAAUGUUUGGCAUGUGGAAAGAGUUUCUCCCAGAGCGCCUAUCUGAAAUCACAUCAAAGAAUCCACACAGGGCAAAAGCCCUACCAGUGCACUGAAUGUGGAAAGUGUUUCAGUCAGAGUUCACACUUCACUGCGCAUAAAAGGAUCCAUAGUGAGGUGAAGCCCUAUCAGUGCUCAGAGUGUGGAAAGAGUUUCAGUCAGAGUUCAUACUUUACUGCACACCAGAGAAUCCAUACAGGAGAGAAGCCGUUCAAAUGUUCAGAGUGUGAAAAGAGUUUUGGUCACAGCACACACCUUAAAAGACACCGGCCGGUAGACACAGGGGAAAAGCCACAUAUAUGUUCCGUAUGUGGAAAUCAAUUCAGUCGUAAGUCUGCCCUUCUAUCACAUGAAAGAAUCCAUACUGGUGAGAAACCGUAUAAAUGCUUUGAGUGUGGAAAGGACUUCAGUCGUAGCACAGACCUUAAAACACAUAAAAGAAUCCACACAGGGGAAAAGCCAUACAAAUGCUUAUACUGUGGAAUUGGUUUCAGUCACAGUUCACAUUUUAAUAUCCAUCAAAGAAUCCACACAGGAGAGGAGCCCUAUAAAUGUUCAGAUUGUGGAAGGUGCUUCAGUCGGAGUACACACCUUAAAAGACAUCAGCUAAUUCACACAGGUGAGAAGCCACAUGAAUGCUCUGAGUGUGGUAAACAUUUCGUUCGCAAGUCAGAUCUUCAGUUGCAUCAAAGAACCCAUACUGGAGAGAAGCCGUAUCAGUGCUCAGAAUGUGGAAAGAGUUUCAGUCAGAGUACACUGCUUAGAAGACACCAACGAACUCAUACAGGGGAUAAGCCAUAUGAGUGCUCAGAAUGUGGAAAGUGUUUCAGUGACAGCCGAAUCCUUAAAGUACACAUAAGAAUCCACACAGGGGAGAAGCCCUACACAUGUUCGGAGUGUGGAAGGAGCUUCACUCAGAGUGCACCCUUGAAAAGACAUCAAAGAAUUCACACAGGAGAGAAGCCCUACAAAUGUUCUGACUGUGGGAAGUGUUUCAGUCACAGCACACCUCUUAAAAGACAUCAAAAAAUCCACACUAACAAUAAAUGGAAUGUGGGAAAGGCUUCAGUUAACUCACAUGGCUUAAUUUUAAAAGAUUUGACUCCAGGGGACAGCAGCAUGUAAAUACUUGGGGUAGAUGGGGUAUUCUGGUGCAGGUUUAUGUGCGGCUUUUUUCUUCUUCUUUUCCUUUCCUUUUUGUGCUUCAUAACCCACAGAAAAUUAAUACUACAACCAAGUGCUUAAACGCAUUUAACAUGGUAGUAACUUUGCUCAGCAUGGCUGAGUGUGGACAAUGAAAUUUAGAUGGAGUCAGCAUCCUACAAGAUGUCUUAAUAUUGUGACUGUACCCACUAGGUUAACCAACUGGCCUCUUAGUUAUGUGAGCCCAAACUUCCACAGUGGUAAACUCAUUCAUGCCUGUCUGCUCAAGAUGUAUUUUUGUAAAGCAGUGUAGUACAUUUUGGAAUCUAGUAUUUUUCUUCUUCUUUAUGGAAUUGCAUGGAGAG